AAAACUGUGAAAAAUAUUUUAAAUUAGUGUAAUAAAAUGUGUAAGUUGGUAACGAGUAAGUAACUCGAUGCGUUGACCCGAACAACCUGCAACCCAAUCCGGCCGCAACCCGCCCGGUCCGAAACCCGAUGAACCCGAACCUGAUUUGCCCAUAACUCGAUUGAACCCGAACCCGAUCAACCCGCAACCUGACUAACCCGCAACCCGAUUAAACCCGAAUCCGAUUGAACCUGAACCAACGAACCCGCAAUCCAAUGAACCCGCAACCCGACUAACCCGCAACUCGAUUGAACCCAGCCCGAACCCGCCCGAUUGACACCAAUACUUGAAAGUUGCAAGUGGUCACACCGAAAAGUGGAACGGAUAAAGCAAAAGGCCAAAAAGCAAAAACAAAUUCUUGAACCACCAAACCAGCAUCUAAAACGGCCACAAGGAGGAUAUGGUCAUUCCAUUUCCACCUUGCACAUCUUGGCAAACGGGAUUUCUCGUCCCUGCGUCUCACGCAUUUCGAGGCUGCCACUGGUUGCAAUAAAUACUUGCCCGCUAGCGUUUCUGUCAUUUCGCUACACACUUUAUAGUUUAUACCACCGCCCGGCUCCGCUAGAGUCAUCGGCUAUAACGCCCAUUCUCUCGCCGUGCAGCAAGCUGUGGGACUUUGAGGAAAUAGAUUUUUGGAGUUAUGGCGCUUUGGAACGCUGUCGCCUCGCGAUUAGCUCGGCACAGGAGCUGGACCGCCGGCGUUGGAUCCAGCCGGGCUAUGUCGUCGUGGUGGCAUAGCGUGGAGCCCGCUCCCAAGGAUCCGAUUCUCGGCGUUACGGAAGCUUUCCUCGCUGAUCCCAGUCCAGAUAAAGUCAAUGUUGGAGUUGGAGCCUACCGUGAUGAUAACGGAAAGCCGGUGGUUUUGGAAUGCGUCAGAGAAGCGGAGCGGAGGAUCGCCGGUAGCAUGAACAUGGAGUAUCUUCCCAUGGGUGGUAGCGUGAAAAUGGUGGAAGAAACACUGAAGCUGGCUUAUGGAGACAAUUCCGAGUUUAUUAAAGACAAAAGGGUUGCUGCAGUGCAAGCUCUGUCAGGGACUGGUGCAUGCAGACUUUUCGCGGAGUUCCAAAAGCGUUUCCGUCCUGAAUCCCAAAUCUAUAUUCCUGUUCCGACAUGGUCCAACCACCAUAACAUUUGGAGAGAUGCCCAAGUGCCUCAGAGGACCUAUCAUUACUACCAUGCUGAGUCCAGGGGAUUAGAUUUUGCUUCGUUGAUGGAUGAUGUUAAGAAUGCUCCAAGUGGCUCGUUCUUUUUGCUUCAUGCGUGUGCUCAUAAUCCUACUGGGGUUGAUCCAUCAGAGGAACAGUGGAGAGAGAUCUCACAGCAAUUCAAGGCGAAAGGUCAUUUUGCCCUCUUCGAUAUGGCAUAUCAAGGAUUUGCUAGUGGUGAUCCAGAAAGAGAUGCAAAAUCCAUCAGGAUAUUCCUCGAGGAUGGUCAUUCUAUAGGCAUUGCACAAUCUUAUGCCAAAAACAUGGGACUUUAUGGCCAGAGGGUUGGAUGCCUCAGUGUUCUGUGUGAAGAUGAGAAACAAGCUGUGGCAGUGAAAAGUCAGUUACAGAUGAUUGCUAGACCCAUGUACAGCAAUCCGCCUGUUCAUGGCGCUUUAAUCGUUUCAACCAUCCUUGGUGAUCCGGAACUGAAGCAGUUAUGGCUCAAGGAAGUGAAGGGAAUGGCUGAUCGCAUCAUUGGAAUGCGAACUGCUCUCCGAGAAAAUCUUGAAAAUUUGGGCUCAUCCCUGUCGUGGAAGCACAUCACCGAACAGAUUGGUAUGUUCUGCUACAGUGGGAUGACGCCGGAACAAGUUGAUCGUUUGACAAAAGAAUUUCACAUCUACAUGACCCGAAAUGGUCGAAUCAGUAUGGCUGGCGUGACGACGGGCAAUGUUCGGUAUUUGGCAAAUGCCAUUCAUGUGGUGACAGAGUCUACAUAGGUCUUGCGCGCGCAAGGGGAAUAUAAAACUCGAAAGUCCAACUAUUCUUUCAGUAACUUGGGGACAGGCGAAUAAAAUUUUCCGAGGAUACGUACUUGGUGGAACGUAUUGUGGAACUAGAUGCUAGUGAAGCCAUUGAGAUUUGGGAAGUGGCCAAGGUUUGCCGAACAUUUCCCCCAUGAUAUCCUUUAUCGUAUCGCUGGUCGGUAGUAGUAGUAAAACUGAAACAGAAGUCAGCGCCUCAGCGAUCGGUACUUUUUAUGGGUUAUUACGUCUUUGCUAAAAUAUGAUGGUCGUGAGGUGGUAACAAAUUGUCACUAAAUCUUUUGAAGUUCAUUAUCCUACUACUGCUAAGGUAUGAUGGUCGUUUGGUUGAGAAUGCUAAUAGUCAAUUGGAAUCAAUAAUUGAAGAGAACCAAUAAUUUUGCCUAGAAAUGCACAGAAAGAAGCAGGAGCAUCUCUGCCCAAUUGCCCUAAGUUGGGAUGGAAAAAGAUCCGGUAUUUGGGUAUAGGUUGAACUCAACUUAUUAUAGAAAAAUCAAGUUUAGGUAAUUUAUUUUUAAGGCAUGUUUAAAAGAAAACGGGUAAAUAAUUAUAAAGUAAUUUUUGUCUUUUUUAUGAAACAAAUAGAAAGUGGAAACACCUACAUUAUAAUUAGGGUGAAGGUAGUUAAUGAAAUUAUUGAUAUUAUUUUUUUUAGUCGGAUGAGUUAGCUUGACUAAAAAAUGAUAUUCCUAUUAAUUAUAACUAUUUUGGCUAUUAAAUUUGUGUUGCAUUUAAUAGUCUUUGAAAAUUAAAAAAUUAUAUUAAUUUUUUUUCAAAAUUAAACCUAUAUUAAUUACAUCUCUCUAUUUUCCACUCCUUUCUUUCCCAACAUUUUUCUUUCCUUUUCCUGGUAGACUCCUUCUGAUCAUACUUCCGUCGGCAGACUCCUUCCCACCAAAUUUUCUCCGACAGAUUCCCUCUGACCACCUAAAAAAAGUAUCACUGCAUUAAAAAAAAUAUCAUUGCACUGAUACAACUAUCAUUGCACUGGAAAAAAGAAUGUAAUUAAUAUGAUUUUUUAAUUCUCACAAAUUAUUAAAUGCACCACAAUUUUAAUAUUACAUGAGUGCAUUUGCAUCCAAUGCAAUACCCAUAUGAAUAAUGACAAUUAGAUCAAAUUACCCAAUGAAUCUACACAUUACCAUGUCUAAUUGCAAUGUUGCAGGCAUAUACCUGCAACCCUACCAUACCAUGCAUAUGAAUGAUUUGAUAACUAGGGUUUUCAAAGUUUUUGUAGUUUUUCGUUCGUUGUCUCCUCUUGUUCAUGAGAUAUGAACUCCCUAAGCCAAAAUAGGGGUGUUAAUCGGGCGUAGUACAAUCAGGUUGUGGGUUUGUCGGGUUUCAAAUUCUUCGGAUUGCGGGAUAGUCAGGUUGCAGGUUUACCCAGGUUAUGGGUUCAUUGGGUUGCAAGACAAUCAGGUUACAAUAUGUCCAUCUUGUUACGGGUUGAUAGGAUUGCGAGACAGGCGGGUUCGGAGGAUUAGGUUGCAGGUUCUUUCGGGUCAGUUCAUCGAGUUACUUACUCAUUACUACAACUUAUACAUUUUAUUACAGUAAUCUAAAACAUUUUUUUUCACAAUUUUUAGUCAAUUUCUCGUUGUAUACGUACUUGUCAAAGUGUUGAAUCAAUUUGUAUGACUUGCAAACUUGUCAUGUAAUUAAUGGUAAUUGGUAGAGUACACUAGCUAGUAGUUAUGAUGAAUUGGCGAUAUUUAACAUUUUUAAUUUUUCAUCCAAUAGUCCUAAUACUAUCACAAAUUAAAGAGUGUAUCAUAAAAACAUUUUAAGUAC
This is a messenger RNA of Linum trigynum, 3802 nucleotides long. Lineage: Eukaryota; Viridiplantae; Streptophyta; Magnoliopsida; Malpighiales; Linaceae. The record is from the annotation of a GenBank genome assembly.